AUGUGUAUUGAGCAUAAGGGAAGAAGUGCAUAUGCAAGGAUUUUAGUUGAUAUGUCGGCUAAUAAACAGUGGACAUAUAGUAUUGAUGUUGGAACUUGGGAUUUUGAACUUGAUAAAGUUGCUGUUCAAAACUUUGUUGUUGAAUAUGUUUGGCGAACUUCUCGUUGUUCUAUCUGUAAAGUUUUUGGUCAUGGUGAUUCUAUCUUUUUGGUAGGUUUAAAUGGGAAAAAUUUAGUUGUUGAUAGUAACACUCAGGGUGUGAUCGAUAAAGAUGGUGAGGGGUAUACUAUGAUUACAAAAAAAGCUGGAAAUACAGGGAAAGCUUCUGUGAAAGGGAAUGGUAUAGUUAGUGUUUAG
Messenger RNA from Lactuca saligna, 357 nucleotides. NCBI's taxonomy places the organism in Eukaryota, Viridiplantae, Streptophyta, Magnoliopsida, Asterales, Asteraceae. The record is from the annotation of a GenBank genome assembly.